ACAUACCCGCGUAAGACUCCUUCCGAGACCGUCGUCUCUACCGACGACAGUACCUGCAUCCGAGAGUACCUUGCUGCUCUCUGUGAGUCACUCACAGUGCGAUGCUUUCGUCAGACCGAGCGCUUGUCAGAAACGAUUCCGCCUUGUCAUAUUCCCCUGCAUGAUCUACCGCAGCCCGCGCGUAUGUGUCCUGUCCUCUUGCUGCUCCAGAUCCUUGACGUCCUGCCGACCGAGUGCUAGCGUUGUUGUCCGCAGACAGCGGUGUCCAGCACAACGAAAAUCAUCAAGUGAUGACAAGAGACUGAGCAAACAAGAGGUCGUCUCAAAGAUAUGCCCUAAAGGCUUUUUUGCUACGCUAACCCCAGAUCGAGUGGCCACUCUUUCUCGAUGUGGACGCGGAGCCUCAGGAGUCGCGACUCAUGACAAGUCGACACGCGAAAGGUGAUGUGCUCCUGGUCACUUGCGCUCUCGCAGUCAUCUGAUACAGAAUUGGAUAAGAGCAUGCCUCACAGCACACAACACCGACUGUGCCACACGUAGAGUAACCCGA
This is a messenger RNA of Aureobasidium pullulans EXF-150, 550 nucleotides long. RefSeq lists its product as uncharacterized. NCBI's taxonomy places the organism in Eukaryota, Fungi, Ascomycota, Dothideomycetes, Dothideales, Saccotheciaceae. The transcript has a single exon. Bases 161 to 445 code for a protein of 94 amino acids. The record is from RefSeq and is a predicted model, not a curated record.